GCAUUUAAGUCAACGACUACAGGGACAUCAAGAAGUAACAUAUCAAGCAAUAGUGGGUUCUCUGCGGGAAGUGGCGAAGAUGCUUACCCUGAGGGUCAGAUACUUCCCAUUCCGAAUCUGAGGAUAUUCAGCCUCGCGGAACUCAGAGCUUCAACAAGGAACUUCAAGUCUGAGAAUGUUCUUGGAGAGGGAGGAUUUGGUAAAGUCUUCAAAGGCUGGCUUGAAGAGAAAGGUCCCGGGAAUCACAGCACUGGGACUGUGAUUGCUGUCAAGAAACUCAACUCCGAAAGCUUCCAAGGAUUCGAGGAAUGGCAAUGUGAGGUGAAUUUUCUUGGAAGAGUUUCUCAUCCGAACCUCGUGAAGCUGUUGGGAUACUGCUUGGAAGGUGACGACUUGCUUCUUGUGUAUGAGUAUAUGCAGAAAGGAAGCUUAGAGAAUCAUCUCUUCCGAAAGGGUUCUGUUGUUCAGCCGCUCUCAUGGGAAAUAAGGCUUAGGAUCGCAAUAGGAGCAGCUAAAGGCUUAGCGUUCCUGCACGCUUCAGAGAAGCAAGUAAUUUAUAGAGACUUCAAAGCUUCUAACAUUCUACUUGAUGUGUCGUAUAACGCAAAGCUAUCAGAUUUUGGAUUUGCGAAGCUAGGUCCUUCCGCGAGUCACUCUCACAUCACAACACGUGUUAUGGGUACACAAGGUUAUGCAGCUCCGGAGUAUGUUGCUACAGGUCACUUGUAUGUAAAGAGUGAUAAUUACGGGUUUGGUGUUGUCUUGGCCGAGAUCUUGACUGGUUUACGCGCGCUUGAUCUUACUCGUCCCACCGGUCAACACAACCUAACCGACUGGAUCAAGCCUCAUCUAUCCGAAAGGAGAAAGCUUAGGAGCAUAAUGGACCCUCGUCUUGAAGGAAAGUACCCUUUCAAAUCCGCUUUCCGAGUGGCUCAGCUGGCUCUGAAAUGCCUCGAACCGGAGCCCAAGAACCGUCCGUCGAUGAAAGAAGUGGUGGAGUCGCUCGAGCUCGUUGUAGCCGCCAAUGAGAAACCGUUGGAGCGAAGGACGAGCAGAGCUUCACCAAACGUCGGUCACCAACAAGGCCAUUUUCGCCGGGAACAUCUCUCUACGUUUCAGCCGAGGCGAAACGCUGCUCGAGCUCAC
Thlaspi arvense is the source of this 1146-nucleotide messenger RNA. The record is from the annotation of a GenBank genome assembly. Lineage: Eukaryota; Viridiplantae; Streptophyta; Magnoliopsida; Brassicales; Brassicaceae.